This is a messenger RNA of Brassica napus (rape), 3050 nucleotides long. RefSeq lists its product as uncharacterized. The transcript has 2 exons. NCBI's taxonomy places the organism in Eukaryota, Viridiplantae, Streptophyta, Magnoliopsida, Brassicales, Brassicaceae. The record is from RefSeq and is a predicted model, not a curated record. Bases 113 to 781 code for a protein of 222 amino acids.
UCACACAGUUGGUUAAAAACCAGAUCUACAGCAGUUACAGGGUCUUUCUCUAAUGUCUUGUCCGCUUUAAUGAUAGAAGAAUAAUCUAAAAUCAGAAGUCAGUGGUCGUGUGAUGGACUCGUUCUUCACUGGUUUCGUUCAUUCUCUCGGAAACUUCUUUGGUUCUCCGCUUGACUUUCUCUCUGGAAAAUCUUGCAGUACGCUCUGUCCAUCACCGUGGGAUGUGUUGUGCUACGUCGAGAAUUUCUGCGUGGCUAGUCUUGCUAAAGCCGCCUUGAUCCUAAUCGUAGCCUACUUGUUUCUGUUCUUCAUCUACAUGUUAUACAAAAUUGGUUUCUGGCAUUGUAUCAUCCACGGUUUCUUCAGAUUCCUCUGGGCUUUAGUCUCCUGUUGGUUCUACAUUCUUAGCAAUUGCUGCACUUUCUUCUGCUAUGAUCUGCUACACACCAAACGCAGAAGAAGACGUAGAAACCGAAGAUAUUCAGAGGAUGGUGAUGAUUAUAGUGACGAAGACAAUGAUGAUGGUGGGUCGUUUAGAUACCAUAGGUCUCGACGAGAAAUGAGAAAAGAAGAGCGUCUUAGAAAGUCUUUGAAACCGAGGAGCCAUCGUGUUAGAGUUGGUGUGAGGAAAGAUCAUCCUUCUUCUGAUUUGGGUUUGAACCAACAUGUUGGUGGUGGUGUUGGUUCGGUUCAUGGUAUUAGAGUGAGCAGAGAGUCUAAAUUCGCACGGAAAGGUUCAAAACGAAGAGCUCGGGUUUACCAUGGUCCUCGCAGAAUCUGAAAUGAACAACUGCCAGUCUCCAAAAAGACAUGUAUUAUUUGUUGUUUGAUAAAAAUAUUGCCGUUGAUCUUUGCUUACAUAAAGUGUAAUGAAAACCAACUACUAUAUCUCUAUUUCUUGUCUGAAUUUCCAUUUUGGUACUCGAAGAAUAGACAACGAUUGGAGUUCUCACGGAGUAAGAUCCAGCCGACCAAAGAUGAAUGGUUUGAUCAAAGAUCCGGCCGACCAAAGAUGAAUAGACAACGAUUGGAGUUCUUUUAACGUUGUGGCUGAUUCUCUGGCAAAGAUGAGCCUGCAAGACCUUGUAAGUCGCAGUAGUGCGAACUAAAACUUUGUUUCGUCAAUUUAAGUAAUGAAUGGUUUGAUCAAAAAAAAGAAGGGUAAUACAAACAAUUUUAGAGUUUGUCGUAGUACAACAUGUGUAGAUGAAUUAUUUUAUUGUUUUAACUUGAGUGUUGCUGAGAGAUUUAUUUGUCGUUGGAUCUGAAGAUGAAUGAUGACUUCAUGUGUGAGAGUUUAGUAUGUUCUUUCUUAUAAAGCCUUGUAAAAUGUUAAUGGUGUUGUCAAAGUAAAAUCAUGUUAGCGCUGAGGCGACCAAUAGUUGAUCUGUAAUAGUGAAACACAUUUUGGAAAUGAGGUUUACAUAACAAACUUUGUUUGUUUGAUUACUUUGAUAUAAUAGCUUAAAGAAUCGAGGAGAUUAGUUCCUUUCAUAACCUUUUAUAAAGUAUAAAUUUGUUAUAGACCAUAAACUCUAAAGUUCAACUGAAAUCUGUUUUUAUUGGAUGAAUUUUUCCUUUUGACAAAUUUAUUGGAUGAAUCUUUACGUUCUUAUAGUUUAUUUAUUUGGUCAAUUGUAUUUGUACUAAAUAUUACAUAAUUGUUUUUACGUAUUUUGCCUAAGGAUUUUCUACCCACUUAUUGAUUUAGGAAGUGAAGUAUGAACUUUGUAACAUAAAGAAAAGACAAAAUCGUUGGAAUUCAAAAAAAAAAUUCUAAACUAAACCUUAUGCUCUAAGAAUCAACGAAGUUAACCUCAUCCACUCACCAGGCUUAAUGUUGCUUCACUACAUUCGAGGAGCUGACGAGGUCGAUCACACGCUUGUGUACACAGAGCUCAAAUCUGUCCCAUCAUCCCAUGUGUUGGUUCCUACAAUACAUAAAACAAAAACAAAAAACAUGUAUGCUCAUCAUUCAUUAUCGUAAGCUUUGCAGCAACAUAUGCUGGACAUGCCAACCAAAAGACAAACCCAGACCAAAGCCGGUUCGGAAUGACAAAUGAAUUAAGACUGUAAACUGGAAAAAUCAUAAUCACUAUUGUACAAUGGCUGUCAUAAGGUGCUCCGUGCUCACAUAUGGAACCAAGUGUAAUAUAAACCAUUUACAUUAUUUUUUCUUCAUAUAUCUAUCUGAGAGUAAACACAUGACAAUAAAUGAAGAACACACAUAAUGUAACUCCCAGCAAAAUUCUUGAGCAGCUUGUUUAUUAAGGGUUUUUUUCCCACGUACACGCAGAUUGUAUAUUUUGAAUUUGUUAAAUUAACAGUUGUUUUAUUGUUGUCAAUUCUUGUGUUUAAAAUAUUUUUUAAUUUAAUUUAAUUUUUAAUAGCUAAUUUGGUUAUUUGUUAAAAUUUUGACCAUAUUUGUAAGGUAGAAUCAAAUUUAUGAGUAACUUACAUAGUAUAAUUAUGUGUUGGUUAUCUAUCUAUAUAAUUAAAACUGAAGUACCUUUUGGUAGUGUUUAGAAGCAGGGAUAACAGUUUAAAUGAUAAUUGUUUGGAAACAUGAAUAACAAUAUUUUUAGUACUUUCUUUUAUUUACACAUUUAGCCAUUACAUUUACAAUAAAUUAAGUAUUUUCUUUUUGUAUUUCUUUUUAUUUAUAGAUUCUGCCACUGCAUUUAAAAUUAAUUUAAAUUAAUUAAUUACAAUUCUAAAUUUUAUCUAACGAAAUCAAUAUUCAUAUACUGGCCAUUAUUAAUAUUGUAUGAAUAUUAACUAAAUCGCAUGUGUUAAAAGGAGAUAACCUUUUCAUGUGAUUAACUAAAUCACCAAAUUAUAAAACAUAAAAAAUAUCCAUGUAAUUUUUUUAUAAAACCAGUGGUUUAUGAGUUUACGUUGAACACAAGUUAAAUCAAACACCAACGCGGAGGCACGGAUCUUUUAUUUAUUUCUACCAUAUUUGGAAAACAGAAAGAAUUUUUCUGAACAAUUAUAUUAUUUAUGUUUAAAUUAAAAGCUAACCUCGUAUCUUACCAAUGGGAUAGUAA